AUGGCAGGAGACAGCUGGGCUUUUAUGCCUAGUGUUUUGAUUGUUGAAAUACUUUCGUAUCUUUCGCAGAGUGAUAGAUUGAAUGCAUCGUCUGUAUGCAUACGAUGGCGUUCUUGCCUAUUUCAGUCGAAAUUAUGGAGGACGUUAUCGCUGAACUUGCACAGAAGCAAUAAGGAAAGGACGAACUUUUUGACAGACAUAUGCGGACGUUUUGCUAGAAAAUGCGCAGUAACAUUUAACCCUCAUAACAUUGACGAAGUGAAGACAUGCAUGAAUGUUUUAGAUGUGUUAGCGAUCAAUAUCAAUUUGCAAGUUUUUGAGCUGAAACCAAGCAGUUGUCAUUUCCAGUGGACAGAAUUUCCAGAGCUUAGGUUCAUAGACAGAUUGGAAAAUGUAAUUCAAAGCUGUAGAAGAUUGAAACACAUUUCCUUGGGGUGUUCUGAAGAUCUUCAAGCCCAUUCAAAUGCUUUGUUUGAAUCUCUUGCGUCAAGGCAUAGUGUGUCAUUAGAGGCACUGCACAUUGCAAGUGUAAAGGAAGACUCUGAAAACUAUGGGAUCAUAGACCUUAAAGUGGAUCUAUUUCAGAACUUUUCUUGCCUCAAGCAUCUUAGUAUUGACUUCGAUUUCGUUGACAGUAGAUUAUUGGCAGCCUUUUGCAAAAAUGGUAAACCAGGUCUGGAAAAGUUGGUAAUACAUGUCCAUGGAAUUGAACCAGACCAUGAAAUAAUUCCAAAUUCAUUAUGGCAACAGUUUACAAGUUAUAACAAAAAUGUCAAAGUGACCUUGAAUCUUAUGCAUUCCAUCGCAGGAGUUCAAAAGUUAGUAGACAUUCUCAAACCAGAUCUUCCAUUGCAACAUUACCGGCAGUUUUUCUGUACUCAAUUAAGCACUGCAGCCAUUGGACUGAUGGGGAAUCAGUAUUCCAGGACCCUUAAGUCUGUCCACAUUGUAGAUGGCAUGGAGUUUGGCUUUCCUGCCUGGUACAAUAUUUCAACAAAUGAAGAUCCUUUUGUCAUGCUUGCUUGGAAAUGUCCACACCUGUCCCGUCUUACAUUGAUUGGGUACGAGGUUGCAGAUGAAGACAUAGUUGCCAUUGCCAGACUUCGAAGUGACAGCUUGGAAAGCCUGGAUAUUCCAGACGCGUGCAUACGCUGGGAAACAUCUCACGACACACACAUCAUCGGUGGAGUGCAGCCAGAAUUCACAGACAAGGUAUCUGAAAGUCUUGGUCGAAGGUGGCGUCCCCUGGAGGACUCACAGCUCCCGCAGGCUGUCUGGGACAGCUGGGCAGAUGCAGAAGAGGCCUAUAGCCACAUCCUUCUCUCUGACCAGGCAUAUAGCCAUACGGCCUGACUCCAUAUAGGGUCCAGUCAGAUGUGUUCAAUCUUUUGUGAUAUUGUGGAGAAAUAACCGCUCAAGAACUAAUAUUGACAGAAAUAUAUAGCUGUUACAAGACUACAUUAUUUAUUUACCAUCAUUGUUUUACCAUCAUGCUAAAUCAUUCCACAAUGUCAAAUAAUUGUCAAUUGUUAAAUUUCUGGAAUAAACCCCAUCGGGUGAGACAGCACACAUGGAAAGAGGCUACAAGGAAACUUGCAGAUGUGGAGUUGGUGAUUGCUGUUAAGUGAUUUAUGAUUGGUGUGUGUGUCUGGGUGAUGUGAAUGUCUAUUGGCAUAUAAAGCUGAACGCACAUUAUACCUCCAGUGUAUUUGCAUAUUCUAUUCCAUGUCAGUAUCUUCAGGGCUUUAUAUAUUGAUUUGGGAAAAUAGCCAAAGUAAAAUUACCAGUUAAUAUAAAAUGUAAUAUAAAAUGUAUGACUUUCUGUCAAUGUCAAGUGUUAAUUUAAUUGUAGGUGAAAGGAAAUAUUUCCUUUAUAAAAGGCCAUUGCAAUUUUUCCAGUAAAGAAUAUCCUUAUGUGUGCCAGAAUAUGCAGGUUAUUCUGUAAAGAUCUAGUCAUGACAACAAUACCAGUUAUGGCUUACCAUAAUAUACAGUGCUUUCAAUUAAAGUCCACAUUAUUAAACAUUGCUAAUUAAAUACAAGAUAUUUAUGUACUUUUUAUAACUGUGUUUUUGUUGAAAGAGUUUUGUUGUAAUGUUGAUAUCUCUGUAUGAUUGUUAUAAUGUUAAUUAGAAAAUGUAAGAAAACAGGAUGAUGGCCUUGAAGUUUGUGAUAAAACAUUGAUUGUCACUCGUGUUGAAAAUCAUGAAAAGUUUUUCUGAAGUUUUAUUUCAUUAUGAUCUCGACAGGACUUUUUGUUCUCUAAAUUUUUAUGUUCCUUUGUUAAAAUAAUGCAUGUACAAAUUUGUUUUUGUUGAGGCAAGUUAAAUGCUAGUGAUAGUGCCAUAUGCAUUUGAUAUGAUUAAAGUAAAGAUGAACACAAGGUUGAUCCGGACAAUUGAAACAUUUUUAUUGAUAAAGAGUCGUAUUGUUUUUAUUUACUUUUCCAAUAAUUAUUUGAUUUUUAUAAUAUAACAAUGUUUCAGCAUUUAAUAAAUGAUAUUAAAGUAAAUUAUAUUUACCGGGUAUAUAUCAACACUCUGGUUUUAUUCAUUUAUAUCCGGGAAAAAUGAAAGUAAAAAAAGACUACAUGUUACAAUGGCACAUACUGUAAAGCAAAGGUUUUGUUGAUGAAAAAUUGUUGUAAUUCAAUUCAGUUCAAUUUAUUAAGUAAACAGAGGCCACCGGCCCAAAUUACACAACAUUUACAAAAAACAUAAUAUUGUAGUUGCAACAUAAGAUUUACAUAUUUAUCAUGUUAACAGAUGGUAUACAUAAAUUGUUAACUUCAAUCAUUUUCAGUAGACAUUAAAGAGUAGAAAUCAUUUAAACUAUUACCAGAUGAAUACCACCAAUUCAAAAGAUAUUGUCUACAAAUAAUAUCGAAAUAAGGACAUUGAAAGAAUGCAUGAUAUUCACAUUCAAUAACUGUCAUAUUUUGAUCCAGACACUAUAUACAAAGUCUCUCAUCUUGUGGAGUAUUUAUAUAUCUACCAAGUUCCAUGUUUCGUGACAGCAAAAUCUAGCAAAAGCAAUCUAAUACUUUAAUGGAAUUUCCAGAUGUCGGCGCCUUUCUGUAUUUAAUCAUGUUUUGUAGUGUUUAUAAUGAUGACACCUUGAAGAAUAACUAACAUCAUUAUCCCAGUUCUAAUGAAAUCUGGAGUUAAAUAGCAAAUCUGUUUUUUAAUUAAUUGAAUGAUUUGAAAAAAUCUAUUUCUAUAUUCCAAACCCAGUCCAGGAAAUUAUAAAGAAAAGGUCCAAAUGUCUUCAAAUACACUGGAUAUAAGUUGUUGAGACAUGUGACUGCAGGAUAGUAGUAAACUGUUUCAACACAUGUAGCAAUUAUUGGAGAAAUACUUCAUUUAUUGAAGGAUUACAUGGCCUUUUUAUAUCAAAAUCAACAUAUUUCAAAGUGUGUUUGAAACAGAAUGUUCUCCCUUGUUGGUUGAGGGAUCCAAAAUACAUAUUUUUCCAUUUUUCAAACACAAAAUGAUAAAUUUGGAACACCCCUGGCUCGACUGUGUGUUAACAAUACAAUAGCAGAUACAUUUCUCUUUUGUUAAAAAACUUGUUCACUUGCUUUUGAAUUGAAGAAAGCAGAAUAUUACCACUUGUUUGAAAGUAUGUAUUUUUGUUUGUGCUUGACUAUGAUGUUAAGGGCAUUGUUGUUGUUGUGUUUGUUGUUAUUGUUGUAUUAUAUAUUGUUUUUAUUUUUCUGUAUUAUUCCUUAGAAAAGAUCUGUUUUAAUUUACAGAAUUUUGUAUUGUUGAAUAACUUCCUUAAAGAGUAUGUAUAGUAUGGUAGACAUUGCAGAUCUUAACUUCAACUGUCUGUUAUGUCCAGAAACUACUUACCCUACGUGUAGCAAUGAUAAGUUUUUAUCAAAACCUAAAAAUAAUAGAUCUUUAAUAAUAAUUUCAUAAAUAUCUUAGAAUGUGGUAGUUUAUCCUUCAAUUUGCCACAGUUUUUGUAACGCAAUUUAUUGAUUUUAGAUUUCUAAAUACUGGCGCGUACAUUUUGAAAUUUAUCAGUAUCAGUAUGAAGCUCUGCUGGAUGGUUAUAAAAUGACAUAAUUGAACACAUUUUGAAAAUCAUCUUGAAUGAUUCCAAAUCUUUGAGUGAUGGAGUCCCAUUGAUCAAUUUUGAACAUUAUGAAGAAAGCCAUAAAUAACAUUAUAAGUGCACACAAACUGCAUCAACCAGAUAGUCUGGAUUAUUGUUGUACAUGUCCAAUCAAAGUCUGGAUUAUUGUUGUACAUGUCCAAUCAAAGUCUGGAUUAUUGUUGUACAUGUCCAAUCAAAGUCUGGAUUAUUGUUGUACAUGUCCAAUCAAAGUCUGGAUUAUUGUUGUACAUGUCCAAUCAAAGUCUGGAUUAUUGUUGUACAUGUCCAAUCAAAGUCUGGAUUAUUGUUGUACAUGUCCAAUCAAAGUCUGGAUUAUUGUUGUACAUGUCCAAUCAAAGUCUGGAUUAUUGUUGUACAUGUCCAAUCAAAGUCUGGAUUAUUGUUGUACAUGUCCAAUCAAAUUCUUAUUUGAACCAUUUGUGAAAUUCCUAAGAAUGAAGCUUCAUGCAAUAUGUGUUACAUUCGUUUUAUAUUUCUACAUUAUUUUUGUGUAUUUGCAAUUACCAGUUGUCAAGAAAAAGACAAUACUAUGUAUGCUAUUUGACACAUGGUCAAUACAUAAUUCCAUUGCUUAUUAGUUUUUAAUAUGUUGAUUAUAAUAAUGAAACACCACAAGUCUUUCCAAUAGUUUAAUAACUUAUCAACAACAGAAAAGUUAUAUUGUUCUUAUAUUUGUACUGUGUAUUUAACAUAGCAAUUAUUUGAUUCUGUGCAAUGACAUGUAAAUAUUGUGAAGCCUUCUACUCUCCGUAAGAAACAAGCUGGUCAAUGUUUUGUGUUCAUAUCACUAAGGCAGUUGAAACAUCGAACCAUCGAUGGUGGCAAAAUACUGGUAAAACUUCAAACAUUAUAUUACAGCAAUAAUUAGUUGUGAUCUUGACUCUGCUAUUUUAGCUUUAUUUUUGGCACAUCUAAUACUUUGUUUUUACAGACAAGAGCAUUAUUCCCUAAAAUAGUAUAUGGUGUGUAUACAUAGAAUAUUGACAAGAACAUUAUUCUCAUAAAUAGUUCAUGAUGUGUAUAAACGUAGUUUUGAUUAAAGCAUUUUUCUCCCUAAAUAGUAUAUAGUGUGUAUACAUGGGAGUUUUAAAAUAUUUCUUUCAAGGACAUUCUUAUAAACCAUGCUAUGCCUCCCAUGGAGAGUUGAAUGCAUAUGUUAAGGGUACUGUUCAUUGUCAGAUGGUUAGCAGUUGAAAACAGAAAUUAACUCCUCACGAUUUCAAAAAUUAACGUUAUAUUUUACAUUAUUACCUUCGAUACCCAUUUCAUAUGCUGAAAAACAAAUUGAAAACAUUUUUAAGAGGAAUUACUUAUUAUAUUUAAUGAUUUCUUAUGGAAAACUGGGCAAUAAUCUAUUUGGCAGAAGGUCAUUAUGUGUUUAAUGCUCUUCUUAAUAUUACCAAUAUGAUUCGUAGAACCGAGUGUCACAGAAUGAGAAUUGACUGACACUUGAGCAUGUGAUCUAAACAAUCUUAAAAUACAGAUCUCAAUUUUUUGGUGUGGAAAAUAGGUAAUACCUUUUUAACUCGACUAUUCGAAGAAUAAGGAGGCUUUACUACUCUCCUCCGCGUUGGCGUCCGGCUAAAGUUUUAGGGCAAGUUGGCAUUUUCACUUAUAACUCCAAUUUCCUUCUUUCAAGUCAACUAAUACUUCACACAGUUGUUCAGGAUCAUCGACCCUAGGGCCAAGGUCACUGUUACUAAGAAAAAAUGUUUCGUACUGAAUUACUUAAGUAAGGGUUGACAUAUUGUGACCAAACUUGGUAUGUUUAUGAAGGACUUCCAUGCGAUUGCAUGUGAGGCCCUGAGGGUCAAGGUAAUUGUAACUAAAAAUAGAAAAAAGGUUGAAACUGAAUACCAAGGCUGAAGUUCUUUUGUCAAUCAUUGAAAACCUUGUGUAUUAACUUUUUAUUGAUAUUUUUUAUUGCUUUGGACAGGUACCUAUUUCAUUGUUAUUGUAUUCAUUUCUAAGACAAAGCAGUGUGUAUAGUCGAUACUCUUGUUUGUUUGUCACAUCUGUUCAGGUGAAUUUUCUGUUUAGUUGGAUUUUGGACAAUUUUACAUUUGAUAAAUUAUAUCAGUUCUUGUAGUGAUAGGCGAGUGUCAGUACUUGUAGUGAACUGUGAUUGAGUAUAUGUAGGGAUACUGGUGAGUGAGUGAUAGGUGAGUGAAUACUUUAAGUGAUAGUUGAGCAAUAUCGAGAUACUUUUUGUUUUACACAUUCAAUAGGAAUUGAAGAAAAGCUUGAAAAUUCCGAUUUUGAAUGAUAAUGGUAGUUUCUAAAAGAAAAAAAAUUAAAAUUUGAGUAGUGUUAACUAAAGUUGAGAAUUAUUUUAAUUACAAAAGUAAACCAUACUUGUAUUGAAUGGUAAACAAUAUACCAAUUCUGUUCUUUUCAUUUGAUUUGGGUUUGUUUGUUUUUAAAUUGUAAUAAUCUACAACAAGUAAUGUUGAAUAAUGUAGUGAUAACUAAUGUUGCGAACUAUUUUAGUAAAGAAACUAAACUAAAGCUGCAAGUAUAACAUCUGUUGCUCUUAUAUCCGAUUUUAAAGAGAAGCAGUUUGAACAUUGGUUGGUUUUGUGAGGGUUUUUCCAUCUUGGCUCAAGAUCACACUGAACAUUUUACAGUUAUAAUCUUGGAAGAGUUGAAUAUAUAUAUAUAUCUAUAUGCAAUUUGUGAUACAUUUUUACCAUCCGAAUUGUUGUCAGUCUAUUUUUAUUAAGAACUAAUUGAAGCUUUCAAUAAAGAUUUAAAACAUU
Mya arenaria is the source of this 6884-nucleotide messenger RNA. Its product is annotated as F-box only protein 33-like. Lineage: Eukaryota; Metazoa; Mollusca; Bivalvia; Myida; Myidae. Gene Ontology annotation, cellular component: SCF ubiquitin ligase complex. The transcript is spliced from 5 exons. Bases 1 to 1353 code for a protein of 450 amino acids. Gene Ontology annotation, molecular function: protein binding. Gene Ontology annotation, biological process: positive regulation of protein ubiquitination; SCF-dependent proteasomal ubiquitin-dependent protein catabolic process. The record is from RefSeq and is a predicted model, not a curated record.